This is a messenger RNA of Coffea arabica (coffee), 1711 nucleotides long. RefSeq names its product serine carboxypeptidase 1. The record is from RefSeq and is a predicted model, not a curated record. Gene Ontology annotation, biological process: proteolysis. Gene Ontology annotation, molecular function: serine-type carboxypeptidase activity. Gene Ontology annotation, cellular component: vacuole. Lineage: Eukaryota; Viridiplantae; Streptophyta; Magnoliopsida; Gentianales; Rubiaceae.
CCCCCUGAUCAUUGAUAUACAGAACUCAAAAGAUGGAGAAGCUACAACUUAGCUUGAAACUCCUGUUUUUGGUAGUUUCUCUUCUGUGCCAUGAUGGUAAAGCUUCUAUAUCAUCAAUUGGUGGGCUCAAAAUGGAGGAAUUGUUGCAAGAAAAGCCCUCUCAGAACUUCACUUCCACGAAAUUUGGAUCAGAUACGUCUUUCAGCCUUUCAUCAGCGUAUCUUUGCUCCCAAAGUGGGCGCAAAGAAAAUGACAAGAUUCAAAGGCUGCCUGGACAGCCUGACGGAGUAGACUUCAACCAAUAUUCAGGAUAUGUUACUGUUGAUCCCAAUUCAGGACGAGCUUUGUUUUACUAUUUUGUCGAAUCACCGAGAAACUCUUCAUCUAAUCCACUUGUCCUGUGGCUCAAUGGAGGUCCCGGUUGUUCUUCUCUUGGAGCCGGAGCAUUGACGGAACUUGGGCCAUUUAGAGUUGAAAAAGGUGGCAAGACUCUCUACAGAAAUCAAUAUGCGUGGAAUGCAGAGGCCAAUAUCAUAUUCUUGGAGUCUCCAGCUGGUGUUGGAUUUUCAUAUACAAAUACAACAUCAGAUUAUGAUUUCACUGGGGACGAAAGAACUGCAGUGGAUACGUAUACGUUUCUAGUCAAUUGGCUUGAGAGGUUCCCCGAGUACAAGACUAGGGACUUUUUUAUUGCAGGAGAAAGCUAUGCUGGCCAUUAUGUACCUCAGCUAGCUCAAGUGAUACUACACGCAAACACUAAUACGAACCAUACUAAAAUCAAUCUAAAAGGAAUCGCUGUUGGCAAUGGGUUGAUUGACUACGAAUCCUACAGUAGGGGAUGGUUAGACUAUUAUUGGACUCAUGCCCUUAUAUCAGACGAAAUAUAUAUUGGACAUAAAUCCAACUGCAAUUUCUCGUCUCCUGCUCCUCCAUCUGAUAUAUGUCGCCAAUAUCAAGACCAAGUCAUAAAUGCCACUAAGGACAUAUACCCUUACGACAUUUUUGCGCCCUUGUGCAAUUCCACCUCUUCAUCCACUCUGAUCUCAGUCUUUGAUCCCUGCUCGCUGGAUUAUGCUUUCGACUACUUAAACAACCCCGCAGUUCAGAUUGCUCUUCAUGUGGAUGCUGCCACUUUUCCUUAUCCCUGGGAACUGUGCAAUCUUACCAUGAAUGGUAGCUGGAAAGACCGACGUUUGCCUAUACUACCAAUUAUCACUGAGUUGAUGGAAUCCGGAAUUCCAGUUUGGAUUUACAGUGGUGACACGGAUGGUGCAGUGCCAGUAACGUCCUCAAGGUAUGCCAUCAAUAAACUUGGGAUAUCUGUGAAAACUCCCUGGUAUCCUUGGUACCUCCAGAAUGAGGUUGGCGGAUAUGUGGUUGAGUAUGAAAACUUGAUGUUCGUUACCAUAAGAGGAUCUGGACAUUUUGUUCCUAGUUACCAGCCAGCAAGAGCCCUUGCACUCUUCUCUUCAUUCAUAAACCAAAAACUUCUCCCAUCCAAAUAGACUAAAAAAAGGGGAUGCUUUAGGAUGACCGAAAGAAAAUGCGGAUAACACAUAUUCUUGGCAUAUAUGUCAAACUACUCGUCUCGCCUUCUUGUUCAUUAGCCAAAAAAAUUAGUAUGAGACCUGACAAAUUAAAUUUUGUUCGACUGUCUUGUUAGUUGAAUGCAAAAUCUGUCAUCCAAAUUACUAUUUCGUGUUUAAAUGAA